GUGAGGGAGGGAGGGAAACGACCGGAGAAGAGGAGACAGGCUCGGUCGGUACAGCUACAUCUACAACCGAGCAGAACCAAGAGGAGCGGAAGGGCAUUCACACCUUCUCGUCCGCACACAAGAGUGUCUCCGUCUCCUGUGUCCCUCCAUCUGUCAGUCCAGCUUUUUUUUUUGUCUCUCUCUUCCUCCCACUUAUCUCGGAUAUUAUGAGCUCCAGUUUGCUAGAAAACCCGGUGCAGGCGAUUCUGUACCUCCGGGAGCUCACCACGAUCGUGCAGAACCAGCAGAGUCUCAUCCAGACCCAGCGCGCACGGAUAGAGGAGCUGGACAGGCGGGUGGACGAGCUCAUCGGCGAGAACAGGCACCUGCGGGACGUCAGGGUGCAACAGCAGCUCCCUUACCUUCACCAUCAUCUUCAUCACACUCUCCCGGACGCCAGUUGCCUUCACCAUCAUCACCACCCGCAGGACCCCCAGCUCAAGACAACGACGGGGUCUCUGCCAGAACAUGCGGCAACACCAGCGCUGGUUGAGGUGUCUCCUGCAGUUCAGCCCCCACAUACCCCACCUAUGGACCCAGGGGACAUGCAGUUGGUCCCAGCGGACCCCUCUACGAUUUCCCCCAUUGAGAGUGAGUCGGAAAACGGCGGAAGUUGCCCCAGUUGCAAAUCUUUGGUUCCGAUGACCCCAACAACUCUUUGUCGAUCCCUGACCCUGGCAAGGCAAUCUGAGAGUGAGACCGUGCUGCAUCAGUUUUGCUGCCCCGCCCCUGAACAUCCGGAGGCCGAUACCUCAGGAUCAUCAAGCGGACAGAUCCUGAGCCUGGAGGAUGGGACGUCCUCUGGUGGAGGACAUGAAGUGAAGGGGCUGAAGAGGGAGGGACCCAGCGAGUACGAGAUCAAUUUGGAGAACAAAAACAAACAGAUAGAGGAGCUAGAGCAGAAAUAUGGAGGCCAUUUGAUCGCAAGACGGGCAGCGCGCCGCAUCCAGACGGCCUUCCGCCAGUACCAGCUCAGCAAGAACUUCCAGAAGAUCCGCAAUUCGCUGUCAGAGAGCAAGCUGCCUCGCCGCAUCUCCCUGCGCCAUCCCAGCCCUUCAUCCCGGAGCAGGAAUGCGGCCCAGAGACACAGCUACACUCUGCAUCCUGGAGGUGGACAGAUUCCCUUACGUUCAAAAACUCCUCCUCCACCUCCAUGUCGCUCCACAUCUCUUCCCCCGUCACCAGCGUCAGCCCCAGCAAACGCCCCAUCAUCAGCUCCAAGUCAGGCUCCAUCUCAGACAUCCGGUCCUACACUCACACAGCUGGAAGAUUGCUUCUCUGAACAGCUUCACUCCUUGGCUCAGUCCAUCGAUGAUGCUCUUCGUGGUUGGAGCCUGUCAGAGGGAGGAGAGGGGAAGGGACUUCUGAUGGACCCCGGGGCCCUUCGUGCAGCUGCAGAAAGUGCCGGCCUGCCCCGCAGCGCCAGUUCCCUGCUUAUGGCUUUCAGGGAUGUAACUGUUCACAUAGACAGCAAUAGCUCCUAUACCAUCUCAUCCGCGACCACCACAACCACCACCUCUCUGGGAAAUGCGAAUGGAGGAGAACCAGGCAGCAGGAAGCCCUCCGUUUCUGGGACAGGCGGAGGAGGGGAUGGGCAAUCGAUGGAGGAACCCGAGUUUCCCGCCCCUCCGCCCAGCGAGGAGCUGGAAAUGGUCGAUCCGGGAUCUAGGAGGGGGUCUGCAGCACCAGCUGCAGCAGGGGUUGGGUUGGAGAGGGAAAACAGCUCAGACAGACUGGAGUCCUCCACUUCCACCUCUACCUCCACGUCAAUCUCCACCUCAGUGCAGUCUAAUCAGCAACCUGCUCAAAUUUACACACAGUACCAGCAGUAUCACUACACUCAUCCACAGCAGGUCCCUGGGGGUCCGAGUCCGGAUUCCCUGCAGGCCCUUGUUGUCUCUCUGCCAAGGGACCGCUGCCAGGAUCCAGCCUCCUGUCGCUCCCCAACCCUGUCCACCGACACACAUCGCAAACGCCUCUACAGGAUCGGACUCAACCUGUUCAACGUGAACCCCGAGAGGGGCAUCCACUUCCUGAUCACACGUGGUUUUGUCCCGGACACGGCUAUAGGUGUGGCACACUUCCUUCUGCAGAGGAAGGGUCUCAGUCGACAGAUGAUUGGAGAGUUCCUGGGCAACAGCAAACUGCAAUUCAACAGGGAUGUCCUUGACUGUGUGGUGGAUGAGAUGGAUUUCUCAGGGAUGGAACUUGAUGAAGCACUGAGAAAGUUCCAGGCUCACGUUCGAGUUCAAGGAGAAGCACAGAAGGUGGAGAGGCUCAUCGAAGCCUUCAGUCAGCGGUACUGUAUGUGUAACCCUGAUGUGGUGCAGCAGUUUCACAACCCAGACACCAUCUUCAUCCUGGCCUUCGCUGUGGUCCUCCUCAACACCGACAUGUAUUCCCCCAACAUCAAGCCGCAUCGCAAAAUGGGGCUCGACGACUUCAUCCGCAAUCUGAGAGGUGUGGAUGAUGGAGCAGAUAUCCCCAGAGAGAUGGUUGCAGGCAUUUAUGAAAGGAUUCAGCAGAGAGAGCUGCGCUCCAACGAAGACCACGUCACAUAUGUUAGUCGUGUGGAGCAGUCCAUCCUGGGCCUGAAGACAGUCCUCGCUGUGCCCCACAGACGGCUGGUAUGCUGCUGCCGUCUGUUCGAGGUUCCCGAUGCCAACAAACCUCACAAACAGAAACUGUCUGCACUCCAAAGGGAGGUGUUCCUCUUUAAUGACCUGCUGUUGAUCCUGAAGCUGUGUCCCAAGAAGAAAAGCUCAGCUUCAUACACUUUCUGCAAAGCUAUGGGUCUUCUGGGAAUGCAGUUUCACCUCUUCAGCAAUGAGUAUUAUGCUCACGGCAUUACCAUGAUGAGCCCCUUUACCUCAGAGAAGAAGCAGCUGGUUAGUUUCUGCUCUCCCAGCGGAGAGGAGCUCAGGAAGUUUGCAGAGGAGCUCAGAGAAGCGAUCGCAGAGGUCAACGAGAUGGAGCAGAUUCACAUUCAGUGGGAACUGGAGAGGCAGCAAGGGAUCCAGUUGCAUGGCUUACACACCAAUGGUGGGCAAAUGGACACACACAUGGGACAUGGCUCUCCCUCAGGCCAACAGGAUGUGUAUGAUAAAACUGGCAACAACAACACAGUAGAGGUGUCAAUUCACAACAGGCUGCAGACCUAUCAGCUGAGCCAGCCCAGCAUUGAGUCCGCACCCCUGGCCCUGGCUGCACCCCCCACCCUGCUCAGCCCCGUCCAGGCCGGAGAGCUCCGCCCAGAGACCCUCAUCCAGUGCCAGCAGAUUGUCAAGGUGAUUGUUGUGGACCAGAGCGGACGGGGACGGAUGGAGGCGUUUCUCAGCCAAGGCCCAGCGACCCAUCAGCUCAUCCAGUCUGCCAUGUCUACUCCCGUCCGAGUCAGAGAGGGAGAUGGACCCCAGCCGCCCCUGCCGCCUCCUCCUCCACCUUACAACCACCCCCACCAGUUCUGUCCUCCUGACUCGCCCAUGCCCUUCCACCACACCAUGCCCCUCACCCGCCGGCGCAACUCCAGCGGCUCGCGCAGCAUUGUAUGAAAAAAAUAAUAAGUUGAUCCUCACACUUGCACAAAGUCGGUGUAGCACAAGUCAACGCAAAAAAUAUUGAAGGAAAAGGAAAAUCAAGAAUCUACUCAUAGAACUUGACAAAACUAUGUGAUUUGUUUUGAAUGUGAGCUUUAAUAGUGGUUCUGAAAGACAUAUUUUACUUCUUUUGUCUUCAAAAUGUCACCCAGUAUUAAAUGAUGUAGCCUGUCUACAUUUCCCAGUUUUUAAGAAGUAUGCUUUGUUUGCAUUUUUAAAUGUCAGCCAUCAGGCAAAUGUCUCAGCAAGCUCGGAUCAAGAAACCAAGCGAAAGAAAAUCUGUCCUAAAAGGACAAGAAUGAAGGACUGUUUUCUGUUCGGGAUAUUAAUAUUGCUCUUCAUUGGUGUGGAUCUUUACUGGAGUGAAUGUCAGGAAAUCUUUCAGUAACGAUGCCUAAUGUGAAAAAAAUACCAGUUAAUAGGGGCUUGAAAAGUACUAAUAUCACUUGAAUUUAUUCACAUUGAGCUUGGUUACACAAAUUUUAAUCUAUUUUCUUGGGAUUUUACAUAGUGAUGCAGAAUUAUAAAGCAGAAGGAAAUGUAAUGUCUUUUGCAUUGCUCUGUAGCGUUCUGCGUAAAUAUGUAGCUAUACCUCAUUUUGAUGUGAUCCAAACUGUAAGAUUUACUUUUGAUCAAAUUUACUUUAUGAAAUAGUCCAAGCGUAUUCAAGUCACAUGUAUGUACAUCAGCUUUAAAGUUUUGCUAAAGAUUCCUAAUUGGAUUUAGGUUUGAACUUUGACUAGACCAUUCUCAAGCACAAAUGGUUCUCCCAGGGUCAAUUCUGUUAUUGUCUAUUCUCUAACACCAUUACCAUUUAGUAAUGGUAAUGGUGUUAGAGAAUAGACACCAUUUUUCUUCCUGUAUUUAGAUAUAUCAAUGCUUAUAAACUGACCAACUUCCCUGUUCCUGAUUAAAAAAAAUUAUGCAUCCUCACAGUACAAUGAUGCCAAUACUAUGUUUUGUUGUGAGGACAGUGUUCUUAGGGAGAGAUAGUUUGUUGGUAUUUCACAUAUAAUUUUAUAUUCGGGCCUAAAGGUUUAGACUUGGUCUUAUCUGACCAGAGCGUCUUUCUGCACAUAUUUUCUGUCCUGUUGCUGUAAGAUUGUUGUAUUAAUACUGAGGUGGAAUUAUUAACUCCUUCAUAUAAACAUAAAAUAUAAAAUGAAAACCAACAUUUUACAUUUACUGCUCUAUUAUGCAGUAACUUGUGUUUGUCUACAGUGUAAAAUCCCAAUAAAAUACCUUGGAGUUUGUGGUUGUAAUAUAAAAAAUGUGGAAAAACUUCAGGCAUGAAUAUUUUUGCAAGGUAAGAUAUUUGGUUGUCUAUUCCUGAUUUUCUUGCAAGCAAAACAGAUGUAUGAAAAAAGCAGGAAUGGGUGAGGGGAAAAAUACAUCAGCUGAUGAGGUGUAGUGUCAGAAGCAAAGUCGUUCCCACUCACCCAAAAAAAUAUCUAAAAAAUUUCUCAAUGACAAUCAUCUUUUUGUGCUUCAUUGUGUGUUUUGCUAAAACUGUCUCAUUUCUUGCUGCUUGUAUUCAGUGGUUUGUUGCUCUGACGGGAAAGACUGCUGCACUGCAACAUGUGAUACUGCAUCUGCACCUCACAGAGAGCAAAGUGUGUGUGCACCAUGUGUAUUCAGGCUGCUUACUCGUGGGCCACUGGGAUUUGGGCCGAUAAUUCAUUCAAAACAAGGCUAAAACAGGCGCUCACAAAGCCUUUCUUCUCAUGUACAUUUACUCCUGUGAAUACCAAGUGUGAAUACCCAUACCCAUGUUACUUUUGGAUUUAGAGUAUAUCUUAAAAAAGCCCAGAAAAAGCGCUAUUAUUAAAUCUUGAAAUGAUGCUACACAGGGUAGAUACCUCAGAGUUUUCACUGUUAUAUUUUCCUUAAAUAACUGGAUCGUUUCACAAGCAGAGAUGCAUUUCUGCGAAUGUUCAGCUGGAGAAAAAAAAAACUGAAGAUGUCUAAGAAAUGAUUCUUUAUUUCAUCACUGUGUUGAUUGCUCAGCAUAGAUGGUGUCUGACUUGAGCCGGUAUAUAUAGCACAUCACUAAGUCUUUUUGCACCACAGAAUAUAUUGGAUAUAUUGUAAAUAGAUGAAAUAGAUUUAUUCUGAAAAAAAAGUGAUCGGUUUGCCCAGUGUGUGUAUCUACGUAUGUAUUUGUACAGAGAAAAAUCUAGUUUAAAAGAAAAAAAGAAUAAUAUAGUUAUUAUAGUUACUAUUCACGUUUAUUACUGGGGGUGUCCUAAAUGCAAACCCCCUUAUGAGAGUCGGGAAACAGGCAGUUUUUUGUAGCGUAAACAGUUUAGUUACUGAUCUAGAUCCAUCAUUAAAGAGUCAUAUCAUGUUAUAACAACGUUACUAAAAGAUGGCAGUGGCACCUGUGAAGGUGUGUAAAGGGCUAUCCUGUAAUGGUGAACACAUACAGUAAAACACAUACCCACAGACGCACACGAACACGCGCACACAAACAUUUACGACCUACACAUAGCUGCUAAAACAACAAAUUCUGAUUAAAUAUACUGCUUGAUUUAUCAAGUCAGCAACCCCACUUUGUUUACUAUGAACUCUGACUGGCUUGUAGUAUAAAGCAUGAUGAUUUUAUUUUGUUUUCUUUUUUCUAUUAUUUCAAGAGUACAACAGGAGCUCGAUGCUAUGUUUGUUUCAUUAUUGUCAGAGCAUGUUAGGUUUGAUUGAUGUCAUUUUCUCCUCCCUCUCGCCCAUUCUUUUCCCUUCUCUUCUCUCUGUGGCUGUCAUGGAGACGCACCAAAUCUGCAUCCUCCUUGUGCAGCACCGUCAGUUAAUCUUUGCAUCCUCACGGUAUUUCUAACAAGGAAAUUUCUUAAAGAACAAUGUGUUUCCUAUUGGAAUUUCUAAGCUUUUCUGUUUGGAGAAAAUGAAAGAAUAAAGUAGUUUUUACUCUCGGG
Molecule: messenger RNA, 6562 nt
Organism: Poeciliopsis prolifica (blackstripe livebearer)
Lineage: Eukaryota; Metazoa; Chordata; Actinopteri; Cyprinodontiformes; Poeciliidae
Gene: iqsec3b
Product: IQ motif and Sec7 domain ArfGEF 3b
Exons: 15
Coding region: 207-3590 (1127 amino acids)
Biological process (GO): regulation of ARF protein signal transduction; actin cytoskeleton organization
Molecular function (GO): guanyl-nucleotide exchange factor activity; protein binding
Source: RefSeq, a predicted model, not a curated record